This is a messenger RNA of Rhineura floridana, 6483 nucleotides long. Its product is annotated as solute carrier family 2, facilitated glucose transporter member 5-like. The record is from RefSeq and is a predicted model, not a curated record. Gene Ontology annotation, biological process: monosaccharide transmembrane transport. The coding region runs from base 1835 to 3430 and encodes 531 amino acids. Gene Ontology annotation, cellular component: membrane. Gene Ontology annotation, molecular function: hexose transmembrane transporter activity. The transcript has 15 exons. Lineage: Eukaryota; Metazoa; Chordata; Lepidosauria; Squamata; Rhineuridae.
UGCUCACUGAGAUCUAGCAACUUGAGUUUUCAGCCUGCUUGGAGUUUCCCUUGCCUGAUGAAAUAGGCUUCGUGAGAGUGAUGACAAUUUUCAGCAUACAGGGUUGUAUGGAAUGCUAGCCCUACUCAGAGCAGACCCAUUGAAGUUAAUGGAUAUGACUAACUUAGGUCCACUAAUUUAAAUGGGUCUACUCUAGGCAGGAUUUAGCUGAAGACAACUCACAGGGUGAGCCAUUAUUUUGCUGGUAGACUUUUGCACUCUUUCCUUAGGAAUGCUGAAACUGCACAAUGUCCUCUCACAGCCGAGAGAGUUCUGCUAUCCAUCCCUCUUUAUUAGGGGCAGCACCAAUUUUCUGGUACCCGCUGCCCCAAUAGUAAAUUUCUGCCCAUGUUUCAUUCUUUUGGGGAUAAUCUUCUAAAGUUCUCAUUCUUAAAGUCUCAGCUUAUUUCCUGCCCCUCCUCUUCCAAAGUUCUCUCAAAGUUAAAUCUCUGAGCAGGAGCAUUUAAUGCACCUGCAUGAACCUUACGGUGCAUUGCAAUGCAAGCGCUAAGACUAAGGGAGGAGGAAGCUGUCACAGGCAGUGCCGCCCCCCUGGACUGGUUGCAACUAGGAAGGCAGGCAGGUGAGGGACUGGCUGAGGCUGGUGGGGCAGUGCCCUCUGUGCCCUAAUGGACCAGCCUCCCCUAUUCUGGUCUAUGUAAACCUGAGGGAGGCAGGAGUUGCGCUGAGGGUGGGGCACCUGCAGCCUUACAGUUGUUCUUGUUGGGCUACCACUCCCAUAAUCCUGGACCGUUUGCCAUGCUGGCUGGGGCUGAUGGGAGCUGGAAGGCCACAGGUUCCUCAUCCCUGCUUUAAGCCAAGCCUUCACUGACCAGGUGGCCAGGAGCUGAUAGCUGAAGUCAGGCUGGUGAAGGCUGCUCUGAGCCAAAGCUUUCAAAGGGUGUUGCAGAGAACCGUGGGGUUGCCGUGAAGCUUAUUUGGCGUUCCUCGGUGAAUAAGAAGAGAGCUUGCUGGGUCCUGCUGACAGAGACAAGCCCGAAUGUGACAAUAAGUCUGUUGCUCCCCAUUGACUGUGGCUGUGUGCACCCCAUACAUUCAAAGCACAUGAAUUCCCCCAAAGAAUGCUGGGAAGCGUAGUUUCCCCCCUCACAGACCUAGAGUUCUGAGCAACCUUAAAAACCUACGGAUCCCAGGAUUCUUUGGGGGAAGCCAUGUGAUUUAAAUACAUGGUGGGUACACAGCCCGAAACUCAGGGUGGUCACUUGUGCAUCAUCACAAAAGAGGACACGGGUUUCCAUAAUAUUUGAAUAUGCACAUUUACAGGUAUCGAUGCCAAUUUGGAAAUAAUUACUAUCAUUUCCAUAAAACAGCAAUGCGUCUCACCAUAGCAGGGAAGACUGUGACCAGAUGUUAUAUGUGCCUGCUCAGUCUGCAGACUGGAUGCUAACUACUGAGGGCAACUUCAACAAACCCACUCUUCCUUCUUAGGGUUAGUUAUCUGUGAACUGGCCUUCAAAAAGAGGACUCCUUCAAAGAAAGCACGGUCCUUUUAGUGCCCUUUGGAUAGGGAGCUGUCCACUGUAAAGUAAGAUGUGCCACUCUAGACAUGGCAUACUGCUCCUGAGCCUGGAGGCUCUAUUUAGUUGUAGACAAUAGCUACUGAUAGACCUCCUCUCCUUUAAUUUCUCUAAUCCGCUCUGAAAGCAUCUUAAAGCACAUGACUUUCCUCAAAGAAUCCUGGGAAUGGUAGUUUAUCCCUCACUGAGCUAUAAUUCCCUGCACCUUUAACAAACUACAGUUCCCAGAAUUCUUUUGGGGAAGUCAUGUGGUUUAAAUGCACUUUAAAUGCAUGAAGGCAGAGCUGAGAGGAAGAACAUUUAAAAUGAAGAUGGAGAGAAAUCAUACAAGCAUGGAGCCCAAGAAGGGGAGAAUGACUCUCAUGCUUGCCUUGGUGACCUUGAUUGCUGCCUUCGGCUCAUCUUUCCAAUAUGGCUAUAACGUCUCGGUGAUCAAUUCUCCAGAGCUGUUCAUGAAAGAUUUUUACAAUGAAACCUACUACGAAAGGAAGGGCGAGUACAUGGAUGAGAACUUGAUGUUGGCCCUCUGGUCUCUCACGGUGUCUUUCUUCCCCCUCGGAGGCUUCUUCGGGUCACUUAUGGUUGGCCCCAUGGUGAACAAAUGUGGCAGAAAGGGCACCUUACUGAUCAACAACAUCUUCUCCAUCAUCCCUGCCAUUCUCAUGGGCACCUCCAAGGUGGCAAAGACUUUCGAGGUGAUCAUCGUUUGCCGCAUCAUCAUCGGUAUAUGUGCAGGCUUGUCUUCCAACGUUGUCCCUAUGUAUCUUGGAGAGCUGUCUCCCAAAAACCUAAGGGGGGCCGUGGGGGUGGUUCCACAGCUCUUUAUCACAAUCGGGAUCCUCGUUGCUCAGAUUCUCGGUAUGCGGAUGAUUCUCGGAAGCACCGGAGGCUGGCCUAUUCUGUUGGGUCUAACUGGGGUUCCUGCAGCAUUGCAGCUUCUUCUGCUCCCCUUCUUUCCGGAGAGUCCCAGGUAUCUGCUGAUCCAGAAAGGAGAUGAAGAGGGCGCCAAGACAGCUUUGAAGAAACUGAGGGGCCAAGACGAUGUGGAGGAUGAGAUGGAAGAGAUGCGUGCAGAAGACCAGGCGGAGAAAGCUGAAGGGCGGAUGUCUGUGCUUACCCUUUUCACCUAUCGUGGUCUCCGAUGGCAACUGAUCUCUAUCAUCGUUAUGAUGAUGGGGCAACAGCUCUCUGGAGUUAACGCGGUCUACUACUAUGCUGACAGUAUCUACAGGAGAGCAGGCAUAAAAGAGAACGAUGUGCAGUUUGUCACCGUUGGGACAGGGGCUGUCAAUGUCGUCAUGACAUUAUUCGCGGUCUUUAUUGUCGAGUCCCUGGGUCGGAGAAUUUUGCUUCUGGUUGGUUUUGGGCUCUGCUCCGUUGCCUGCGCUGUGUUAACUGUGGCUCUGAAUCUCAAGUCCAUUGAAUGGAUGCCGUACCUCAGCAUAGGCUGUGUAAUCGCCUACGUCAUUGGACAUGCUGUUGGGGCAAGCGCAAUUCCGAGUGUGAUGAUCAUUGAGAUGUUCCUCCAGUCAUCUCGUCCUGCAGCGUUCAUGGUCGGAGGGUCCGUUCACUGGCUUUCAAAUUUCACCGUGGGCCUGCUCUUCAAUUAUAUGGACCAAGGUAUGGGGCCCUAUUCCUUCCUGAUUUUCUGCGGCAUCUGUUUGGCCACCGUCAUUUAUAUCUUCAUCAUAGUUCCCGAAACCAAGAAUAAAACCUUCAUGGAAAUCAACCAGAUCAUGGCAAAGAGAAACGGCACGGAGGAGGAUGUUGACAAGGAGGAGCUCAAAGAUUUUCCUGUGGCCUCGGCACCGUACAGCAAGAAAGCUGAGGUGGAGAGGAACAGCGCCCUUUAAGGCAGCUUCAGUCUCUCGCCCAGGAGUGGCUGAAGGCCACUUACCCUUUGGUGUGGGACCAGGAGAUCUUCAGGGGACGUGACAUUCUUCGAAUUCCCCCUCCCUCAGCCCAUAUUAUCAUGGGUUAGGUGUAAAUAAAUCCAUGGAGCUGUUUUUUUUUUUUUAAAAGCACCCCCCCAAAAAAAAGAUAUUUCCUUUAGCACCAAAGACUUUUCAAGCUCUGGAUGCCUCACCUUUUUUUUUUUUAAGAUCCUCAUCUAUUCAAGACACUUUUCUGAAGAACAAGGACGCAAAGCUUAUUGCUAGCUUUGAAAACGUUUGCUUUCCAAAUACGAUAACUGAGGCAGGUGUUGGCAAAGUGAUCCAUCGGCAGAUGUGUGCUUAGGUAACUCUGUCCUGUGACAUUGCAUUUUAGGCACCAGACUGCUUGAAGCAUGUCUUACCUGAGUUUUUCUGUAUGGCUGGACCCUCUUUGUAAUGUUCAAUCCCCCAUUUGUCAGUGUAGGAGAAAGCAUUUCCUUAUCGUUAAGCCAUGCUGCUUACACUGGGCAUAGGGUAAAGUGGAAAUGGAAGGUUCUUCUGCUUCCACAUCCUACAGAUGGAAGAAUUAAUCAGCCCAACUCUGACAAAUCAGUGGGAAAAUUUAGUGCCUCACCUGGCAAUACCCCAAGAUAACUUGACACUGCGGAGCAUUAAGGUAACCUCAUUUUUUAGAUACCUGGCAAAAGGCAAGAGGGAUUCCCUGUGUCAAAAUUCAGUCCCUUGUAGAAGAUCCUUGAGAUGUGAAGGAUAGACUAGUGAGGAUACCAAGCAUAUUCUGCACAGAAAGAAUAGAAUCCUAGUGUUGCGUCGUAUAGCAUUUGACCAGCUAGAAUGGGAGCAGCUAGUAUUUUAACUAUUUCCCUUGUUAUAUGGAAAUCAGGGCCUUAAUAUUGGGGCUGCGGUUGAGGCUCCGGCCCCUUAGCACAGCAGUGGGGAACCUCCAGACUGUGGGCCUAAUUAGCCUCCCCAUUUGACCCACAUGGCCAUUUUGGCCAAGCCGCACCCACCUGCUCUGCACUUGAUGUCCUGUAUGAGGGUUGUGUCCAGCGCUAGGCCUAUUGAAGUUAAUAGACAUGACUGCCUUAGGUUCAUUAAUUUCAGUGGGUCGUCUCUGAGCAACCCUGAGGUUUUAGAUGACAUGAUGCCAGGUAUGAGACAGGGAAAGGCCUGACGCGGCUGAAAGGGGCUAAGCAAACCCUUAAAAUCAGCCCUAGUGCAACACACAUAUGAGGUCUGUGCAGCACAAAUUCAAUUUUGUCAUAUCUCUCCUGGUGCCAAGGAUGCCUCUGGUUUCCCUAAUUUUAGCUCUUUUAAGAGGGCGUGUGACAGUGUCGCCGUUCCAUUGCAGAAAGCCCUGCAAAUGGAAUGCAGUGAAACUCCACUUGCCUGAUGUGCCUAUCCUGGCAUUUGUAGCCUUUAAGAAAAGCCCCACUCCAACUAGAUGGGGCUGCUAACCAGUCUUAAAUGACACGAUGAACCCAGAAUAAUUUUGUAUUUCUCACUGGAGUGUGUUUCUGUUUGCGGGGUGGGGUGUCAACGAUGUUUUGGCAAGUAUCUCUGCUAGAAAAGUCUGUUACAGCGCAGGUGUUAACCUCCGCUCUCUCCUUUUGUGUUGGUAUCACUUGUGGAAUAUAACUCUUAUAACUGAAGCGUUGCUUUUAAUCGUUAUAAUUUUAAUUAAAAAAAACAGUAGUGGUGCUCUAAUUUUCAGAUGUCAGCCUAACUUAACAGGCAAAGAAUUCUAGAAGACAGCCUCCCACACAUCCCCAUGAGCUUUCUAUCUGAGCAGCCUGAAAGCUUCAGCUUUUGAUAUCUGCUUCUCCCGAAAGUCACCUUUUCCUACCCCUUCAAAAUAUGGUAGAAACAUCAUCUCAUUUAAAAUGGGAUUUAACUACCGUUCUGGACUUAACAGCAUGCUUAAGAAGUGGUGAAUGGGAGGAUUCGUUUCUCCUUAUGCUUGUGGAGGAAGUGAUGCUUUUAAAGCACAUUUGCAUUUGGCAUUAAAAGGGAGGGUGGGAGGAAGCAGAUUUUUAAGAUGAAGGGGCGUACAGUGACCAUGUUCUGUUUUUAAAUCUGAGAGCUGCAGUUCGCUGCUAAAUGCUUGACAAUGGAUUGUCUCAGCCCAGGCGCGUGGGCCAAACCAUAGGAGGCUGAUCCCAUUAGGGCGUAUGGGUAACUGCCCCACCAGCCUCAGUCUAGCGUAAGCCACACCCCACCUGUCUGCUUCCUUGCUUAACAACUAGUCCAGGGAGGGCUCUGGCUGUCGGCUUCCUCGGCCUCAGUUUCGCCCUUGCAGAACUCCGCAGGGAGGAGCAGGGUGGGAACAAAACUAGAGCGAGCGGCCUAUCAGUGGCUGUGGCUCCACCUACUGUUGGGCUCCCAGUGGUGUGCUGGAGCCGGCUCGUACCGGCUUGCAGCCGGCUGUUAAAAGGGAGGAUCCUGCCUGUUGGAUCCCUCAGAGAGGGAGAGAGUGAUUGGGCGGUCUCUGGGAUCCGCCCCCUCAGCCACAGGGCGGCGUGGCAGACCCGCUGCGAGGGGCGACGUCAGCAGCCGUUCGCUGUUGCUGUCAUUAGCGCCGCGUCGCAUCCGGGCCUCUCCCGCCCCCUAUUUCCCCUCGUGUCAGGGGUCGGCCUGUCGCCUUGGAAGCAGGAGGAGUUGGGGCGGUGGUUGCCAUUGCCGGAGGGGCUCCGACGAGGCAGCUCUGAAAGGGUGGACGCAGACGAGGUGACCAUCCGCGAGCAGAACUUCCCCAGCCAAGUGCGGGACUACACAGGAGGCCUAGGAACCCUUGAUUUAACUUUGCCAAGGACGCUGAGGUAAAAGACUCCUGUCUGCGUUGGGGAAGAACAUCUCCUGGAAACUGUGAAGCACCUCUGAGAAGCAGAGGUCUGCUAAAGGACGUGGAGCUGGGAGGAGCCCGGGCCUUCCCCAGGGAAUGUGAGGAAACGUUCCUGCAGCAAAACCAGGUCUACAACGAAACAGGUCCUGUUAGUACUCCACCUUAGUCACAG